AUGUUAAUUCUAAAUACAUUAAUGAAAAAAAGCUUAAUUACAAAUAUAAAAGAAGGAGAAAUGAAGUUAUAAAGUUUAGAAUUAUUAAAUUAGAAUAGAAAGAGAUCUCAUUCUUUUGAUCUACCAUUCAUAACCUUAUUAUCAUAGAAUCAAUUGUCCAAAAUGUAACCCAAAUUAAAAAAUAUGCUUUUGAUACCAUACUCAUCAAAUUAUAGAAAUUCAGCAAGAAAAUCAUAAAGAUCAGAAAAACAUGAUAUAAUGGAUGCAAUAUCAUUAACAAGUAAUGUAGCUUCUGAAACACCUUAAUAAAAAGCAAAUAUUAGAAGAGCCAGUUAAUAUGAUUACAUUAGUUUAAAAUAAAGAAGAUUAGAUAGUUAUGCACCUUAUGUGUUUAUUUGUUAACAUAAUAGAGAUGUGGCAGUUUAUAAAAAGAAAAAAUUGAAUCGAAUAAAAAUGCAGUAUAGUAUAUGAAUAAUUCAAUUAGAAUUUAUGAAAAGAUCAAAUCUUAAAAAGUAGUAGAAAAUAUAAAGAAGCAGAAGUUCUAUAUUACAAUAAUAAAUUAAAAUUACACAUAAGAGAGCUAAAACAAUAAGUGAUUAAUUAUAUUAAGGUCCAAUAUUAAAAUUGGAUAUUGAAUUAGAAAAAAAAAUAAAGAUGUUAAUUUAUUCAUAAAGAUGUUCUCGAUUGAUACUAAAAAGAAAGACAUGUAUUUAAGAACCUUAAAAUAACAUUUUUGUCACAAGAGAUAAAUUGUUAAGAUAUCAAGAAGUGAUGGCAAAAAAGUUUGUAAAUUUAUAUCUUAUUCCAUUUAGGAUUAAGCUGAUUCAUCUUGUGAAUCUUCUCCUUAGAUUGUAACAAAGAUCUAAUUUAAGAAAACUUAAUUUAGUAAAAUUUAAGUUUCUGAAAAUACUAUAAAUUAAUAUUUGACACCUAGAGUACAUUGUGAUCAAAACCUAAAUAUAUUUAAUAGAAAAGCAUCUCAUAGUGUUAUAGCUCAAUAUGUUAUAGAUAAAAAUAAAAAAAUAAAGGGUUAUGUUCAUGAAGAUUAAAAAUUACCUUUGAUUAAAUAACCAAGUUUAAAUGAAUUCAAUAAAUAUUUCUUGGCUUAAAAAAGAAGUAUAGAUAUUGGAAGAUUAUCUUAAUAAUUAAUUCAAUCUAAAUCUCAAGAUAAUGGAGAUAAAUAGAUUUAAUUAAAUUUAAAAUAAAACUAAUUUAUUAAUAAAUAAAUCAAUAUUCUAAUUUAAUAAAAAUCAGACACAUAAUUAAAUCAGAAUAUAAGGAUUAGAACAUUACCAAAUGAUAUAAAUUUGAGUAAAAAUAAAACUAAUUUGAUAAGAAAGUUGAGACCUUAUUUCAAAUGA
Messenger RNA from Paramecium pentaurelia, 1361 nucleotides. The record is from the annotation of a GenBank genome assembly. NCBI's taxonomy places the organism in Eukaryota, Ciliophora, Oligohymenophorea, Peniculida, Parameciidae.